This is a messenger RNA of Anopheles funestus (African malaria mosquito), 820 nucleotides long. RefSeq names its product peroxynitrite isomerase THAP4-like. The coding region runs from base 166 to 651 and encodes 161 amino acids. The transcript is spliced from 2 exons. The record is from RefSeq and is a predicted model, not a curated record. Lineage: Eukaryota; Metazoa; Arthropoda; Insecta; Diptera; Culicidae.
AAAUGAUAUAUCACACCGAAAAUACUGACUACCAGAACCCGCGCCAAAUUGACUGUAGUUAGCUUUGUACACGGCUUGACACAAUACAGAAAGUAAACAAACAACAUAAUACCGGCAGGAAAAGGUGUUUUGUGCGAAAAACAAUUAUAAUUCUGCAAUACAAGGAUGGCUAAAGUACACGAAGCACUAAAACCAAUUCAAUGGCUUAUUGGAACAUGGGAAUCCGUAACGGCGAAGGGAAGCUAUCCGACGAUUAAAGAUUUUUCCUACAAUGAGAUCAUUAAAUUCGAAUCCUUGGGACAACCAUUGCUCAACUACGAGUCAAAUUCCCGUCAUCCCGUAUCCGGUGCUCCAAUGCACCUUGAAAGAGGCUUUCUUCGCAUAAAACCGGGUACCAGUCAGGUUGCGUUCAUGGUAGCACACAACUUUGGAUUGGUAGUGCUGGAGGAAGGAGAAGCGACGGAAAAUGGACUAAAACUAGCUUCGAAGUCUGUCGACCGUAUGUCCUUCGGUAAAGAACCGGCGGUAAAAGCGGUCAUGAAAACAUAUCGCCUUAAUGCGGACGGAACUUUGGAGAUUCAAACGGAUAUGGAGACGGAUAAUACACCGAUGACAAAUCACCUGAAUGUUGUGUACAAAAGAUGUGAAUGAAGAAGCAAGAGGCUGGUCAAUGCAGUUACAGCGUUAGCGGGAAAUGGUUGUGUAAGAACAAAGAUUUAUUUCGUAGCUUAGUCGCAAACGGAUGGUGUUGGGUGGUAAAAACAAAUCACAAUUAUCGAAGUACCUUAUUAAAGCUGGUUGAAUAGUUGGGAAACAGUAG